Molecule: messenger RNA, 1117 nt
Organism: Spodoptera litura
Lineage: Eukaryota; Metazoa; Arthropoda; Insecta; Lepidoptera; Noctuidae
Cellular component (GO): extracellular matrix
Source: RefSeq, a predicted model, not a curated record
CAAACUAAGGGUACAGUUCACAGCUCUAAGCACCCCUGACUACAUCUCAACCACAAACACCAGACAUGGCAUUCAAGUUGGUAGUUCUCUCUUGCCUCCUGGCCCUUGCUCACGGUAGCGGGGUGCCCGCAGCCAUCGCCGCUGCUCCCGUGGCCUACGCUGCCCCUGUGGCCGCAGCCAGGUUGGAGGAGUUUGACCCUCUCCCGCAGUACAACUUUGGAUACAACGUGGCUGACUCCCUCACCGGGGACUACAAGAGCCAGACCGAGCAGCGCAAUGGAGACCUGGUUCAGGGCCAAUACUCACUGAUAGAAUCUGACGGCACUCGCCGAGUGGUCGACUACACUGCUGACUCAGUGAACGGUUUCAACGCAGUAGUGCGCAACGAGCCCCUUGUGGUGGCCGCUCCAGCUGAGCCUGCUGUUGUACCCGCUCGUUACACCGCCACUGCUGCAGUGGCCGCACCUGUAGCUGCUCCUGUAGCUGCCCCUGUAGCUGUUGCUCAGGCUGCUCCAGUUGUUGCUGCUGCAAAAUUCGCCGCUGCGCCAGCCUACGCCCGAUAUGUCGCACCUGUUGCCAACGCCGUUGCUGCUCCAGCACCCGCCGUCUACGCUCGCUACACCGCUGCCACCGUCGCUGCUGCUCCCGUAGCUGCUGCUCCUGUAGCUGCUGCCCCUGUAGCUGCUGCUCCCGCAUUCGCUGGAUUCGCUCGUUACGCAGCCGCUCCCUUCGUAGCGUCCAGCUACGUAGCUGCACCUGUAGCGGCUGCUUACAGAGCCGCGUACUCUGCUCCGGUUGCUGCUGCCUACUCUGUGCCUUAUGCUACUCAAGUAGCAGCUGCAUAUGCUGCUGCAGUGCCUGCUGCGUACACAGCGGCAGUGCCCGGAGCCUACAGUGCUCCCGUGGUGGCUGCAUACAAGGCGGCUCCCGUAGUUGCAGCAUAUAGUGCGCCUGCACCUACGGCUGUAGCCCCCGCCCCCGCCUCCACCGCCCGCGCCGCUCCUGCCAAGAUCGUAGAAUCAUCAGCUGCCGCCGGAUACCGUUACCCUUGAAUGCCAACUCUGAUACAAUGAUACCUAUAUACCUCUAAAGACUUGUUUUGUAUACAUAUAUACAC